Messenger RNA from Phycodurus eques (leafy seadragon), 1563 nucleotides. RefSeq names its product carcinoembryonic antigen-related cell adhesion molecule 1-like. The transcript is spliced from 7 exons. The record is from RefSeq and is a predicted model, not a curated record. Bases 370 to 1383 code for a protein of 337 amino acids. NCBI's taxonomy places the organism in Eukaryota, Metazoa, Chordata, Actinopteri, Syngnathiformes, Syngnathidae.
ACACGCCACCGACACCUGCCACGUCCCGGCCGCCACGUCCUUCUCUCUGAUGAUUCCUGCUGAGUCAUCUUCUUGAACAACAUCGUCCACAAUACUCAUGCAAGCGAAGCAAAUAAAUGAUAACUCCUGCAAUAUAUUAAACACACCAUUAUUCUCAUUCUUAUGAAUAAGAGUGACCAACAUUCAUGGCGAAUUCUGCCGUCGCCGUCAGCUUGACCUUCUCCCGCCUUUGGUUUCACUUUCUGUGUUCUGUUCUUCCCCUUUUUUCGUGUGGUGACCCCAGAUGGCAAAAGAGGAAGAACUUUUCAAACUUUUUCUCCUCUGACUUCUUCAUUUCCUCCUGUCGUCUUGUCGUCUCUCCGCUUCUCGAUGUUUCCGACGCAGGCAAACGUGUUGGUCUUGUUGCUUGUGACAGGGUCAACGGGCGCGGCGGAGCGGGUGCGUUACCCGCCGGCGACGUGCGCGGUGCGCGGCUCCACCGUGAUGCUGUUGUGCUCCUUCACGCCCACCCAUGCGGUGGUGCGGGCGGUCUGGUGCGUCAAUCACCUCAUCUGCCACGGCACCACGCCGUCCGUCUACGACAGCGCCGCGCCGCAGCGCAACAACUGGCGCUACUUCUACCUGGGAGACUUGCAGGGAAACUGCACGCUGCAGAUCCACAACGUCCAGGAGGCAGACAACACCACGUUCCGGUUCCGGAUGGAAGGGCAAAACGCCGCCGGACAUUUCACUGGCACUACGGGGGUACAGGUCACCGUCAUUGACCCCGAGCGGAUGAAGGUGACGAGCUCCGCCCCCGGGCCGGUGUCGGACGGCGCCGCGGUCACGCUGAGCUGCGCCUCGACGUGUUCCUUCCACGGUCUGGCGGUCCGCUGGCAUCGCGACGGCCGCGCCCUCCCGGAGUCGGGCCCCGCCCUGCGCCUGGGCCCCCUGGCGGCGGGCACCUCAGCCAACUACACUUGCGCCCUCGCCGCCGCCGCCGCCCGCACCAUGUCGCCGCCCUUCAGGCUCGACGUGGAACAACGGCGCUCUGAGCCCGAAGACGCCGACGUCGCCGUGACUCUCGGCCUCGCCUUCGGCCUCGCGGCGGCGCUGAUCCUGGUCGUCGGGAUCGUCUUGUUCGUCGUGAAACGGAAGCGUCGGCCGGCGUCGCGUCACGAUGUCAAACGCGCACAAAGCGAGCACGAGCAGUGUGAACACGCGUACAAUAACACACCGCCGAGUCCCGAGCGAGGCGGUGCCGACGGACCGGAAGUGGCUCAGAGUGCACAGGAAGUUAGCUACGCCGCCGUUCAGUUUAAACCAAAGGCUGUGAGCAGGUCGGCGCUGGCGAAGGAGGAGGAGGACGUCGUCUACUCGUCCGUCACGCGCUCGACCGCGUGAGCGCGCGGCCGGCACAAAGCGACGUCACGCGACAACGGGAAGUGACGUCAACGCGCACGUCGACCGCGAUGCCGACAUUUGCGAAAGUCGCAAAAAAAAGAGAGAGAGAGAGAGAAAAAAGGAAAAACACUUGUUAAAGUUGCUGGAGGGUCAAUAAAGUUGAAUAAAUCAAGUGUUGAC